AUGGCUUCUGACAUGGAAGAAGAAUAUGCGAAUUCUCUCGAUGAGUUUGAGUCAGCCUUGAUUCAGGACCCCCUCGAUGAUGAAGAUGGUGUCUACAGAUACCAGCAUCUAGAGGAAGCUUAUGAUACCCGUUUGGAAAAGGCACGUGGGUGGAUCAGAGAAGAACAGGACUUCACGAGCGAGGCCCAAGCUGACGACUUCUUCCAUACGUUCAGUGACAUUACUGCUAAAAGCUCAACCAAAGCAGCAGGUAAUCUUCUUCACGUACUGGUCGAGGUGGUCAAACACAAUGGUCUCCAGCCAGAGAAAAUCGAACGCCUUGCUCGGAGGCUGGUGGAAGAAGCUCCGGAUCUGCUCCAGUACAAGAACAAGGACGGCCAGACUCCUAUUUUAAUGGCCAUUAGAACUCGCCAAGAUCAACUCCUCGACUACAUGAUUUCCGCUUGCGUCAGUCACAAGAAACCAAGAGACAGUGCUCAAAAUCUCAAUACAGCCUUGUGCAGUAAGCACGAUGGAAAGCCGUGUCUUCAUGCAGCCUUUGGCGAGAAGUUGAAACCCGAGACUAUGAAGAUGCUGAUCGAAAACGCCAGCGACGAGGCGUUGAGUAUGACCGAUCACACGGGCAAGACGCCGAUGCACCAUGCAGUACAGUUCAGGGACUGCACAGAUUCGAGAUCAGCACUCAUCGACUUGAUGAUCCAAAGAGACUUCAUGGCAAGGCUUAACAAGCCGAAAUCAGCAAAGACGUUUCUCGACAUAUCCGAUCAAAAUGGCUGCUCGGUUUUCCAGGAGCAUGCAAACACUAGAAAGACUUACAUGGAGCAGUAUCGCACCGCCCAGGCCGCGCAACGGAGAAAAAAGGAGUCUAAAGAGGCUCAAAAAGAAGCAGAGAGAGCCCCUUCCAGAGAACCCAGGUUACAUGCCAACACGAGAGAGUCAAAGACCAUUCCCACAGUCAAAGCGCCCGGAGACCGAGAUGCCGAAAGGUACGGUCGUAGUAGUGGCCCAGCCGCUUCUACAGAUGACCGUGAGCGAAUAAGACAGCAGAAAAAGGAAGAGGAACGUGCCAGAUUCGAACAGGCUGGAGCACCUGCCAUAAAUGAUCGUUUAAGAGAUCGAGAUGCGACCGAGAGAGAUGGAAGUCGGUUUCGGUCUCCCAGAACAAAUGGGCUUGAGGCAAAUGACACUGAUGCUCUAUACCCGUCCCGGCAUACUGAACCAACGUCGAACACUGGCAUCAAGAGAAGUAAUACAGCUCGCCCGGAAAGAGAGGCUGAGAAAUUCACCAAGAGGUUCGGCGAAAACGCUGUGGAUGGCUACAAAUUCGAUCCCGUCCUCCAGUACGCAACGUUUCCACGCGUUGAAGUUUUGGUAAAGGGCCGUUCAGCAGAUCGCCAGGACAAACUAUCCCAUCAGGCUAAAGCCACUCUGCCAGGAGCCAACAGCCGCAAGGACGUGAAAUAUUUUCUUGAUUGGUUAUACAAGAAAGGAGUGCGUCAUAUCAUCAAGCUAUCAGUUGAGGAUUCUGGAGACUCGGGUCAAAAGGUCCAUAGCGAUGAAGUGAUACAAUCAGCCCUGGAGAAGUUCGUUAUUGAGCAUCUGGACUGGCAGAAGACGGAUUUGGAUCCAGAGACCAUACUUCAUAUUAGCAGUAAAGUAGCAGUGGAGGAGAGAUCACCUUCAGAUGACUCAGAGAGUGUCAACUCGCCUGCAGAGCGACAGUUGAGGAAGCUUACUCUGAUCUGGAGUGGCAGCAAUGCUAGACUGACAGUCGAGAAGACCUAUGAUAGCCCGCAUUGGAUCAAUCAACGAAUUAUGGAGUUUGAACGCAGACUCAAUAAGAAUCGAGAAUCGCCCCAUGAAGCGCAACUCCGGAUUAGCGAUAGUCUAUCGUUCAGCGGCAACAAGUCCGGUCACAUCCGGGUCAAAUUAGUUGAUCCAGCAACGGGAAGCACACUCGGAGUGGCAUCUAAUAUCGUGUCCCCGACGACCAUUUCGACUCCGGACCAGGGUGUAAAUGAAGACCGAUGGUUGAGAUCGAUUGAAAAUUUCGCGAGCGCCAUGGCUCCGUACUGGGAGGAUACAGUCACAAACUUUCUUGAAACAAGGCAAAACUCGGGCACGACGGAGCGAGUUGAGAGUGAUGUUAUCAUCGCAUUGAUUGACGAUGGUGUCGAUAAGUUUGAGAUUGGCUGGCCAGACCAAGUUCUUGAAGGAAAGAGUUUUGACUUUCACGAUGAGAGAGUUAACCCGCCGUACUUGUCGGCUCAGGGCCAUGGUACAACCAUGGCUAGCAUGAUUCUACGUGUCUGCCCAAUGGCCAAAGUCUAUCCGAUACGUCUGAAGACCUAUAACAGUGCAGAUGGCAAAAGCACCAUCGAUCCAAGGUAUGCAGCACGUGCAAUCCAAGCAGCGUUGGAUAAGAACGCUACCAUCAUCUCCAUGUCAUGGACCUUGCCGAUUGAAAGCGGUAAAGACCACAUGAAGGAAGAAUUACAUGCCGUUUUGAAGCGGGCUGUAGAAAACAAGGUGUUGAUGUUUUGCUCUGCACCUGACAAGGGCAAGUUCACUGAGCUUGACUAUCCAAGUGGUCCAUGGCCCAAUAGCUUCUUCCGCAUUGGCGCAGCCUAUUCAAACGGCACUGUGUUCCAAUGGACACCUGAAGUCGGCAUUACUUACAUCUUGCCAGGCGUCGACGUAGUCCAAGAUCAGAUCAAAGGCGGGUCGUCUAAAUCCGGCGAGGGCUCCAAGUCUGGCAAGAACUUGACUGGUUCUAGUGUUGCUACGGCCCUGGGAGCCGGUCUUGCUGCCAUGAUAAUAUACUGCGUCAAGGCCAGUAUUCUGUCCGUCAAGACGGCGAAUCAGAACAAAGCUGCAAUCCAUCCUAUUCCCGAUGACCGUGCAAUCCAGGUUGCCAAACCAGAUGCGAUGAAGAGGGCUUUUGCAAGCCUGGGCUCUACUACUUCAAAUAAGUUCAUCCAGGUCUGGGAAGAGCUAGAUAAGGCCAGGGUGAUUUUAGAGAGGUGGGAGAGGGAAAAGUCAAUUCCGGAGGCGAACCUGAAAUGCACCCAGGAGUUUAUGCAGUUCGGCAUUAAGCUGGCGAGCUCGGUUAAACAGUAG
Messenger RNA from Fusarium oxysporum Fo47, 3120 nucleotides. Its product is annotated as S8 family peptidase. Gene Ontology annotation, molecular function: protein binding; serine-type endopeptidase activity. Bases 1 to 3120 code for a protein of 1039 amino acids. The record is from RefSeq and is a predicted model, not a curated record. Gene Ontology annotation, biological process: proteolysis. NCBI's taxonomy places the organism in Eukaryota, Fungi, Ascomycota, Sordariomycetes, Hypocreales, Nectriaceae. The transcript has 5 exons.